This is a messenger RNA of Spodoptera littoralis (African cotton leafworm), 1120 nucleotides long. The record is from the annotation of a GenBank genome assembly. Lineage: Eukaryota; Metazoa; Arthropoda; Insecta; Lepidoptera; Noctuidae.
UGACUGUCAUGUGUCAAGUGCGAAAAUCAACGAAGAGUUAAAAAUACAGAAUCUUGUAUAAAAAAACAAGAUUAUUAAAUGAAAAUUGGUAACAAGUACAUUUAUAUUUGCUAAUAAUGUUCAAAUCGUUUAUCCAAGCAGAAGUGACGCUCUGCCGGAGAAUUUUUGUAAGAAGUCUUAAUACUGGAUCACCAUGGGAUAUUGUGACGGGAGUUUGUGUGGAGAGACUGCCAGUGGUCACUCCACCUUUGAAUGAAAUGCAAAAGAAAUUUAUGGCACUCCAAAGUACCCUAGAAAUUGAGAAGAGUAUGAAGUCAGACCAUGAAAUCCGGCAUGAAAACGAUAAAAUCCAAGCUGAACUGCUGAAGAAGGAGUCAGCUGAUGUGGAUGUGGAUGCAGUGAGCAAAAUUACUGCUCAGGACUUCGAGGACGCUUCUAACGAAGAGCUGACUCAGUUCAAAUUUGCUAGUAUAGAAACCGAUGCAGACAAAAAAGGUGACAAAACCUCAACGGAAAGAUGCCUUCAAAGACACUUGGUAUUAGUGACACCUAUCAAACUAGGCUCUGAUGUCAAAACAUUACUACCGCAAGGAUUGUGGAAGGAAGGGGAAACUUUAAGACAGACUGCUGAGAGAACAGUAAAGGAGCAGUGUGGGCCUGAACUGAAUGUGCAGUUCUUGUCAAAUGCACCAUGUGGCUUCUAUAAGUACAAAUAUCCUUCUGAAGUGAACGGGAAAAUAGGUGCUAAAGUAAGUAUAUAUAAGUCAAAGUCGUCGAUUACUAGGACGUCCACCCCCGAGGUGGACAGACAACUUGAUUAUGGUCGAAGGGGCGCUGCUGGAUGUAGGUCGUUUCCACCCGGCCUAUCUGAAAGUAAUUGCGGGAGGCCUAUGUUCAGCAGUGGACGUCCUAUGGCUAAUAUGGUAUUCUUCUACUACGCCAAUUACAAAAGUGGAAAGCCAAACAAGACUAAAGGCAACUGGCUAACUCGCAAUGAGCUACAAGAUAUUCUACCAGACAGAUAUAACAAGUCUGUUAAAGAGUUUCUAAUAGAAGAAACAUAUUGAUAGUUUUGUUUAGAGAAUAGCAUUUUUGUAGUAAUAAAUAAAAUAUGGUUUAU